AGGCGCGCGCGCUCCGGCAGAAAAUACAAAGGCUUCUUCUGAGUGGAGAGGCCGCUCCUGAGGCGGGGACUGCAGCCGUCGAGGGGCGGGCCGGGGGCGGGCGCUGGAGCCGCAGCAGGCAGGCAGAGCGACGGCGUCGGCGGCAGGAGAAGGCGGAGGGAGCCGUUCUUCGGUGCGCACCGGUAUGGAGGCGGCGGCGAGGAGGAGGACGGGGGCGGCGACGCUGGCGGGGCGGUGACCGGGGCCGUCGGGCGGCGGCGAUGCGCCCGCCCCGGCCAUGGAGGAGCGCUGGCACCGGGGGCUGGCGGCGCUGGUGAUGCUGCUGCUCUUCGGGGGGCUCGUGCUGCAGUACGUGUGCCCGGGUAGCGAGUGCCAGCUGCGGCAGCGCCUGGCCGAGGCCGCCCCGUCCGCCCUGCUGGCGCGCCAGGCCGGCCAGGGAGGGGACCCUUACCGGGCGGAGGACGAGAGUCCUCCGCGCUUCGUGCCGCGCCUGAACUUCUCGGAAGCCGACCUGCUGCGCCGCGUGGACUUCCACAUCGCUGGCGACGACCUGAUCGUUUUCCUGCACAUCCAGAAGACGGGCGGCACCACCUUCGGGCGCCACCUGGUGCGCAACAUCCAGCUGGAGCAACCUUGCGAGUGCAAGGCCGGGCAGAAAAAGUGCACCUGCCUCCGGCCGGGCAAACGAGAGACCUGGCUCUUCUCCCGCUUCUCCACUGGCUGGAGCUGCGGGCUCCACGCCGACUGGACCGAGCUGACCAACUGCGUCCCGGCCGUGGUGGACAGCAAAAAGGACGCCAAGCUGCGCCCCACCAGAAACUUCUACUACAUCACGAUCCUCCGGGACCCGGUGUCUCGGUACUUGAGUGAAUGGAGGCAUGUCCAAAGGGGAGCAACCUGGAAAGCGUCAUUGCAUGUCUGCGACGGGAGAUCCCCGACUUCCGAAGAGCUGCCCAGCUGUUACUCGGGGGAUGACUGGUCUGGCUGCUCCUUGCAGGAGUUCAUGGACUGUCCGUACAAUCUUGCCAACAACCGCCAGGUCCGCAUGCUGGCUGACCUCAGCCUAGUGGGAUGCUACAAUUUGUCCGUCAUGCCAGAAGAGCAACGGAACAAGGUUCUUCUGGACAGUGCCAAGGAGAACCUGAAGCGGAUGGCCUUCUUUGGCCUGACAGAGUUUCAGAGGAAGACUCAGUACCUCUUUGAGAAGACGUUUAACAUGGUCUUCAUCUCCCCGUUCACACAGUACAAUAGCACACGAGCCUCCAGUGUGGACAUUGAUGAAGAGACCCAGAAGCACAUCGAGGUUCUCAAUUUUUUAGACAUGGAACUGUACGAAUAUGCAAAAGAUCUUUUCCUGCAACGUUAUCAGUAUAUGAGGCAGAAGGAGCACCAGGAGGCAAGGCGGAAGCGCCAGGAGCAACGGAAGAUCUGGAGAGCUAAGCAGGUCCACAGCAAGGAGCAGAGCAGCACAAAUGCAACAACUGACUACAUUGGGAGUGUGGAGCAGUGGCGAUAAUAACAGGGGGCAAGGUGUGUUUUUAGGGAGAUCCAGAUUUGAAAAGCCAGGGCAGGGUUGCAAAAUAGAGAGGAAGGACGAAGCAGCCAAGCAAAUUUCUGCUCCUUUGAGGGCUGGGGAACAGAUGCAAGGCUUCUGGCCUGUGGCCUUUGCCAAUGGUUUGUGCAUUAAAUGUCGUGACCAGUGUAGGUUAACCUCACCUCUGUGUGUCUCAGAUCUGUCCCUUUCUAAAAACAACAAACCAUGCUUGCCUGUUUAAGCAGUCAUUUUUCGGAAAUGAUUGCUUGGGCAAAACCAAACAAAAACUGAUCAACGUGGUUAAA
Molecule: messenger RNA, 1839 nt
Organism: Lacerta agilis (Sand lizard)
Lineage: Eukaryota; Metazoa; Chordata; Lepidosauria; Squamata; Lacertidae
Gene: HS6ST2
Product: heparan sulfate 6-O-sulfotransferase 2
Exons: 2
Coding region: 278-1516 (412 amino acids)
Cellular component (GO): membrane
Molecular function (GO): heparan sulfate 6-sulfotransferase activity
Source: RefSeq, a predicted model, not a curated record